Penicillium pulvis is the source of this 888-nucleotide messenger RNA. RefSeq names its product SDR family oxidoreductase. The transcript has 6 exons. Gene Ontology annotation, cellular component: lipid droplet; endoplasmic reticulum. The record is from RefSeq and is a predicted model, not a curated record. Gene Ontology annotation, biological process: triglyceride catabolic process; phosphatidic acid biosynthetic process. NCBI's taxonomy places the organism in Eukaryota, Fungi, Ascomycota, Eurotiomycetes, Eurotiales, Aspergillaceae. The coding region runs from base 1 to 888 and encodes 295 amino acids. Gene Ontology annotation, molecular function: triacylglycerol lipase activity; acylglycerone-phosphate reductase (NADP+) activity.
AUGCCAGGGGUUACUGAUAACCGAAAAUCUGUCCUGAUCACAGGAUGUUCUCCCGGUGGUAUUGGAAAUGCCCUUGCGCGGGAGUUCCAUCGGAAUGGAUUGCGCGUGCUAGCUACAGCCCGUAAAGCGGAGACCAUCUCCGACCUGGCUGGCCUUGGCAUCGAGACCCUGAGUCUGGUCGUGGAUGACCUCGAGAGUAUCAAGGCGUGCUAUGCAGAUGUUGAGAAGCGAUUAGGAGAUAAUGGUCUAGAUUACCUAGUUAACAAUGCAGGCCGCAACCAUACAGUUCCUGCCAUGGAAGUUGAUCUGGCUGAAGCACGCAAGACAUUUGAUACCAACUUCUUUGCCGUCAUUGCCAUGUGCCAGACUUUUGUACCACUUUUGAUCAAAGCUAAGGGAACUAUUGUUCAACUUGGAUCAAUCGCUGCAGUGAUACCCUACGUGUUCGGGUCGGUCUACAACGCUUCUAAAGCCGCUCUGCACUCCUUCAGUGAUGUUCUUCGAGUCGAACUCGCUCCCUAUGGGGUCCAUGUCACUACCAUUGUGACUGGAGGUGUACAAUCACGUAUUGCGCGAACCGAACGUCAAUUGCAGCCGAAUUCCCUAUACGCGGAUAUCGAAAAGGAAUAUACCCAGCGCGUCGUGCAUAGCCAGCAUAAUGCCAUGAGCCAUGAUGUGUAUGCAAAGAGUGUCGUUGCUCAGAUAUUGUAUGGAUCAGCCCCUUGGCGCUGGCUAUGGCCAUGGGCCCAAGGACGGAAGCUUUGGAUCUGGGAGGGUCAUCGCAGUUGGGUCGUCUGGUUCCUCGCGGGAGGUUGGGCGUGGAAUGGAAUGUUUGGAUGGGUCCUAGGAAAGAUGUUUAACCUAGGGAAGAUCAAGCCAAAGAAGUAA